UUCCAUCUCUAUGACAUAUCUAUUGCGAAAAGUUUUGGUUCUUUACGUUUAUUAAAGUACUUUGAAUAAAGUAUCCCUAAAAUUACAUUUAUAUUAUGGAUUUACCAGAAUCAAGUGCGCAAAGCGAUGGCGCCACCGACUUAAACAAGAAGCGUAAAAAUCCAUUCAGUACACAGCUCCGAAAAGAAGAUAAAGAGCGCAGGCUAAAGAAGAAGGCUCGAAUCAUUGCCAGGAAUAUAAGCUAUAAAGCUAAAGAAGACGUACUGCGAAAGCAUUUUAGUCAAUGGGGUAAUGUUGAAGAGCUAAACCUUCUGAAGCGCCCAGACGGCAAAUUAGUUGGAUGUGCAUUUGUACAAUACAGCGCGGUUAAUCAAGCAUCCAAGGCAAUUCUAAAAGGCAAUAAACUGGACUUCCUAGGUCGGCCCUUGAACAUUGAUUGGGCCUUGGGCAAAGAUGAGUACACAAACAAAAAGAAUAUAGCAAAAAAAGAGGAACCCGAUGAGAAAAAACCCAAACUGGAAAAUAAAACAGAUGGGCACAAAUUUAAUGAAAUGUUUAAAGAGGAAGAAGAUAAAUCGGAUGAAGAAGAUGACAAAAGCGACAGAAAAACGGAUGAUGAGGGCAAAAGUGCAAUGGAGGAUGAACUUUUUACGGAUUCUGAUGAAGACGAAAAGGGGUCAACAUCUAAAUUAAAAAUCGGAAAAAUUAACAAAGAAAAGCUUAUUUCAAACGACGUUCAAAACGGAUGCACCAUUUUCAUUAAAAAUGUCCCUUUCGAUGCAGAAGAUACCGACAUACGUAAAGUCUUUCGAAAGUUUGGUCCAGUCCAUUAUGCUAUUGUUAAUCGUGAGCCGAUUUCCGGUCACUCCAAAGGAACGGCUUUUGUCAAAUUUAAAAAUAAAGCGUCGGCUGAACUUUGCCUGCAAUCUGGAGCCGAAAUCUCCCUGAUGGAUCAGUUUCUCGAACCAUAUCCGGCUUUAAGCAAGGAUGAAAUCCGAAACCAAGAAAGAAUAAAAUCUAAUAAAGAAGUGGCAAAAGAUUCGCGGAAUCUAUAUUUAGCCAGAGAAGGAUUGAUUAUGGCGAAUUCCAAAUCUGCUGAAGGGGUAUCUGCAUCUGACAUGGCCAAGCGACACAAACUGGAGCAAAUAAAAACUCAAGUACUGAAAAAUCUUAAUAGAUUUGUUUCACGAAACCGUUUAUCCAUUCAUAAUUUACCUCUUAAUUUCGAUAAUGAAAAACUGAAGCGAAUGGUUAUUACUUAUGCGGGAUUUAGACCACACGAGUGCAGAGUUAUGCGGGAAAACAAAAUUACACCAGAGCAUCCUAAAGGAAAAUCAAAAGGCUUUGGAUUUAUGUCAUUUAGCACACAUCAAGAAGCACUGUCGGCAUUGCGAAAACUAAACAAUAACCCAUCAAUUUUCGGAACGCAACAUCGCCCUAUUGUCGCAUUUAGUAUUGAGGAUCGUGCUGUGGAAAAAAUCAAGGAGAAGAGGAAACAGAAAUCAAAAAUAAACAACCCCACAUUCCUAGAAAAAAUGGAAAAAAUUAAAGAAAAUAGAAAACUAAAAAAACAGGAAAAGCUAUCUGAAAAUACUAGGUUCCCUCAAAGUGACAAUAAGGAAAAAUUAAAGAAGCACAUAAAAAAACUAGAAGAAUCACGUUCUGUAAAAGCCAAUGCUCAAAAUAAACCGCAGUCCGUAGAAGAACUUGAUAAUUUUGUUGGUACAGCGGCCAAACCCGGUUCAAACAUACGAAUGCGAUCAAACAAGAAAAUUGCUGAGCAAUCGCAGGAGCAUAAGAAAAAUGUUAAGGCAAAGAAACGUAAGGAAAAGGCUAAAAAGAUUCGACAAAUACAUUUGGCUGAGCGCAAAUCGAUAGAUAGACCGAAACAAGGAAAAAGAGAAGAACGCGAUGAUUUGGAACAUCUGGUAAAGAAAUAUAAACUAAUGAUAGAUAGUAGAGCUAAUGUGGGUAGUACCGGAGAAUCCCAUGAGAAAGAAUCUCAACUACCAAAACGAACCAAAUGGUACACAGAAUAAUACAUUUUUCCGACUAAAUUUAGCUAUUUUGUACAUAUGUAUGUAUUGUAGUAAGUAAAUUUGAGUAUUUCCUUUUUGGUUGUUGUUGUUUCCGACAGGGUGAGUGUAUGAUGUAUUUUGGAACGACAAGGGAUGACGGAAAUUCGUUCCCAAAUACAUCAUAAAUUUGAAUACUUAAUAAAAAAAGAUUUUCAAUGUUACAUUUAUACAAUACUUUCUCAACCUUGAAAACAAUGAAGAACUUAACGUUAGAAAUUUACAAAGCAGCUGUCUUAAUUCUUGAAUAAACUGAAAUCACCUAGUUACUGAGGGUCAGCUA
Molecule: messenger RNA, 2358 nt
Organism: Rhagoletis pomonella (apple maggot)
Lineage: Eukaryota; Metazoa; Arthropoda; Insecta; Diptera; Tephritidae
Product: RNA-binding protein 28
Exons: 4
Coding region: 96-2039 (647 amino acids)
Molecular function (GO): RNA binding
Source: RefSeq, a predicted model, not a curated record